Messenger RNA from Papilio xuthus (Asian swallowtail), 908 nucleotides. RefSeq lists its product as uncharacterized. The coding region runs from base 45 to 908 and encodes 287 amino acids. The transcript is spliced from 4 exons. NCBI's taxonomy places the organism in Eukaryota, Metazoa, Arthropoda, Insecta, Lepidoptera, Papilionidae. The record is from RefSeq and is a predicted model, not a curated record.
GCUCUGUACGUUUGGUACACGACGAGAAAAAAAAUAUCGAUCGAAUGAUGUUGCUUGCGUUUAUUUUGCUCAAUUUACUAUCAACGUUUGCCAAAGCAAAUGUACGACAAAGGAGAUAUCUCGUUUAUCCGGACGGUGGGCCAGCCCGUACUCAGUUCAUCAUUGGUGUUGGUGUUCCUGUUGAUUUGAAAGAAGCAUCAGUGACCGUUGGCACUGUUAUAAAGUUUCAAUAUGAUUUACCAACAAACAGUUCUGAAUACACGAGUAGAAUCUAUGGAUUCGCCAACACUGUAUCCAGAGAUAUGGAUGGAGAUGGCAAAGAAGACGAUGAUAAGGAAAUAGAUGUUAAUCAUAAAACAAAUGAAUUACUUGAGAAUGAUUACGACAAUGAUACUUUAGUUGAUAUAACUUUUGAUGAUAGAAGGAAAAGGUCAAUUAUGUUUGCUGAAGGCGGAUCAGUAAAUAGUAUAGAUGUAUCGAAAACAAAUGAAAUUUCACUAGAAGAAGCUAUAAGACGACAAGAAAUGUUAGACGAGAAGCAUAGAGAUGAAGAGACUGAACCACAAAGAAUGAAUAGAUGGGACUUCUAUAAAAUUAUAGAGCAUAUGGCUGAAAGGUACGGCUAUUCGGGUAGACCUUGUCUGCUCAGAACGAUUUGCGAAGCGGCGGAGAUUCCCUUUACACACGAAAAUGGUUUGCUUGGAGAAAUUGGCCAUAUAAUAUUCACACCAUCCACAACUAAAGAUCCUAUCUCCCACCACACGGAUAAUGAGUAUCACGCUGCAGAACGAUUGGGCAGAGAGGCGGAACAGAAUUGCGAAUCAUUUUUUCCGGAAUGCGAGAGUUCCGUUCUAGAAACAUUUACUGAAAUUGGAAUGGAUACUUUACAUAAAUUUGGCUUGAUGUAA